ACAGUGGCGCGACGCAGUGACGGGGAUGUUGAAGCGGGUAAUCUAACGCAGAAAAUUGGUGACAAAUCGGCGGUGGCGCCGCGGAUCCCGAAAUUGGUCGUCCAUCAGGUUGAGGACGAGCUCUUCUCACAA
Mesorhabditis spiculigera is the source of this 132-nucleotide messenger RNA. The record is from the annotation of a GenBank genome assembly. NCBI's taxonomy places the organism in Eukaryota, Metazoa, Nematoda, Chromadorea, Rhabditida, Rhabditidae.